AUGCAGUCUCACCCGAAAUUAAUGGAAUUGCGUCCUGAUCGAUCAUUACUGAACUCUGAUUUUGACGGUUAUAAGUUGUCUUUGGCCGAGAUCCCCACAAUUAGCGAGCAGUUAAAAGUACCAGUGGACAGAUUAGUGCCUGAUGUAAAUCAGUAUUCGUUGCUCCAUGCAAAACUCUUUGCUCUUCACAAUCAUUUGAUUAGCGAAAAUGAUAAUGAAUCAGUUUAUUUUGUUGAUAAAGAGUUGAACGUUCAAAAAUUUAGCAUUGAAUCAUUGACACACACAUUCUGUAAAACAACCGUGUGGACGCUACCUUUACAGAGAGAAAGGAGCUUUGGGGAUUACAAUAUUUCCCUGAAAUUUGCCUCAAGUCAGAUUGCCGUUGUAGCAGAUGGAAUGGGCUAUCUUUACGUAUUAGACAGGGGCUGCAGAGACAUUGACGAUAAAUGGAAGAUACUCUUUUCUGGGGACGUGACAGGUCCUGAUCAGAAGUUUGUUGUAACUGAUGUGGUUUUUAAAGAGGCCCCAAAACCACAUUUGCAUUUAUUACUAACCAGUAUAAGACAGAGGGAAGCGAAUGAGAGAAAUUCAACAAUUUUGCACUGGAUAACUUUGGAAAAAAGCGAUUCGUGGAACCAAGUGGCUUUGAGGGAACUAACAGUUAAAGGCUUCGUCCAGUACGCAAAUUUCGAACGCACUUGUGACGCAGUUUACGUAAUCAGCGAUGAUGGUUGCAAAUUCACCCUGGAUUCGGAAAAUGAAAUCAAAAAAGCCGAAGAAAUUCAAGUUGAAAAGAAAUACAAGUGGAGCCAAACCAGUGAAGAUUUGACCAUUAAAUUUCCACUUCCUGAAAAUUUUAAGAAAAAUUUAGUCCACGUAACCACCGAACCAACCCACAUCUCGGUCAAAUACGAAAAUGAGACUCUCCUAACCGGCAAAUUGUAUCACCAAAUAGACCCUGAUGUGACCUGUUGGACCAUUGAGUCAAGCACUCUCGUCCUAACUUUACAAAAGUGUGAAUCCGGCCUUAUGUGGCCAGAAAUCGUCGAAGGUGGCUACGUUUUUGGCGAAUAUUUGCCAGAUCCGGCUUUAGUUAGCGAAAUUGCGGCGAGAUUGGCCCCACUUACGAGCGAUACCGAGAUGGGGCCGCCCACAGGGACCACUUUCAACAGCCAACAAGUGGAAGAGUGUGACUUUGAGUGCGAUAAAUUGACUGUGUUUGAACGAAUUUCGCGCGAUUCGCAUGAGGUCACCCAUAAAAUCAACUUGGGGUCACAUCAAGUCCUGCUAAGUGUUGGGUUGGAAGAGAACCAGCCGUUGGCUGUAGGGAUCCGAAGUGAUGUUGAUACGUGUAUCUGGCAGCCGACUAAUGAAAAUGAGUUUCGAUUGGUUCAUAAGGGUACUUUGCUAGCGCUGGGUUAUAUUCAGGCGUCAAAACAACAAAUGAAGUUUUUUGUGGCCUCUCCUGACCUGAGUUACGCCGCUAUUUGCGAAUCGACCAAACACAUUUUUAUUUAUUGCCAAAAUAAAAGCAUCGGUUUGAAUCAGUUAAGGAAUAGAACGACUGGGAAAAGAGUAAACGCAUUAGCACAGCAACAAGUCUUCAGUCUACCUUCAAACGAGGAAAUUUUAGGGAUUUAUGCUUCAAAUACUUGUUUAUACGUGUUGGGAGAAAAUUUCAUAACGGCACUUAAAUUGUAAUUUUUUAUUAAUUUUUGUAACAUUUCAAUAAAUAAGUUUCACUCUUUUGUAACAA
Tribolium castaneum (red flour beetle) is the source of this 1756-nucleotide messenger RNA. RefSeq lists its product as uncharacterized. NCBI's taxonomy places the organism in Eukaryota, Metazoa, Arthropoda, Insecta, Coleoptera, Tenebrionidae. The coding region runs from base 1 to 1701 and encodes 566 amino acids. The transcript has 2 exons. The record is from RefSeq and is a predicted model, not a curated record.